Rana temporaria (common frog) is the source of this 4540-nucleotide messenger RNA. RefSeq names its product proline rich transmembrane protein 3 (gene PRRT3). NCBI's taxonomy places the organism in Eukaryota, Metazoa, Chordata, Amphibia, Anura, Ranidae. The coding region runs from base 337 to 3939 and encodes 1200 amino acids. The record is from RefSeq and is a predicted model, not a curated record. The transcript is spliced from 4 exons.
CUGCUUGGAUGGGGAGGUGCAGCUCUGAGCUUUAUUACUCAGAGUGUUCAGAUUACUGGAGGAGGGAGGGAAGGAGGGAAGGAGGCGCACACAACACACGGCUGCCGCUGGUACCUGGAGCAGAGGGAUUCCGCUUCAUUCAUGCGUUCGCACCGAGGGAUCAGCAUAGGGGCCCCUCUACACCGGACCCCGGGAGAGAGACCCCUGUGUGCGGGGAAGGAGCCCAAACAACACACACCGUUCCUAUAGAGGUUUCCUGGGUGUUUUCUUCUACACGUAGCAAGCUACAUUUGCAAAGCAAAGAAAUAGAUACAUUCUAGCACACCUGGAAAAAAAAUGGCUGAUCGUUUACAUCUACGAGUUGUGGCAUUGCUUGCCAUUUUGGUCGUCGUUGAGCCUACAACAUCUUUAUUUGAAGUGGAUGCCGAUGACUCGAAAGAUAUUCAUAAACUUGACCAGGGAAACUCAUUUAAGAAUACUUCUGAUGGGAUUUCAGAGAGUGAGUUGGAAGUCCAAAAUCUUCAUAACCCAAAUGUUUUCUCCAAGGAGGAAAGGAAUCACGAAGAUGUAUAUCAUCCCAAACUGCCUGGGAGAAGGGUUGGCGGCUUGACUUCAACAGCUGCGUCAAUUCCGGGAGAAAGAUCUGAAGAAAAUAUAGAGGAGUCUUUUGAAAAUAUCUCAAAUGAAUUUCCACCAAAGGAAAGCAAAAAAAUGCUGGACUCUGAUGAACAUAAACACAACAAAAUGCUUUCACGGACCACAGCUGGGAAAAGUUCGGAAAAAUCUGGACAUAUUCUUUCCAAAAUACAGCCUACCAUUUCGAAAACGGUUGAAUCUGAUUUGGAGACAAAAGACAGCAAAGUCCUAUUGAAACAAGACAAAAUGGUGGAGAUGCCGUCUUCUCAGUUAGAAGAACAAUCCCUACCAAAGGGAAACGAUGUUGAAUCUGAUAACAUUGGACUUGUGGACUCGUUGACCACUCUUCGCCCAGUGGUCUCCACCAUAGCAUUGUUGACCGGAGUGCUGAAUGGCAUGCACACUAAUGAUAAUGAACCAUUCACUCAACUUCAAAAGCUUCAGAUAGAGAGCGCAGAUGAACAUGAGAAAAAAGCAAUACUAAGAAAUGCUGUAGAAUCCCAAGAAAACUUUAUAAGAGCAGAAGACAACUUUCUUGAUGAAAAUGUAAAUCCGAAGGUUAACAUGCCGCAGCCUACAGAACAAUAUCAGGCUGCCGUAAGGGUCACAGACCACUCAACUUUACGAGAAGCAGGACCCGAGGGGAAUGAGGUUAUAUCGGCAGACGUAGAGUUUCUUCAUGCAGAUGGGUUGCAUUAUCAAAAAGAUGGAAACAUAAUCCCAGAAGGAGCAACAGCAGCUGAAAAUGAAACGGACAACACACACAUUUUAUCGUUUAGUGAGCCGAGAAAAACAUUGGAUGCAGUUGUUCAAAUAAACUACCCAGAAGCCAACACCCAACCCUACCCUUCAACUCCACUGCCUACAAUGUGGCCUCAUUUUGUAGAGUCUGACCUUCCACAUGGUACUGCGGUUAUCAAGGAUUAUGUAACCCUGGAAGCAAAGGCCAGAACAGAAACAGAGAGGAUAUUAAUGGCUGGUGGAGGUAAGGAUGGGGAGGCAUCAGGUGGUACCAUUCCAAUCUCUACUAGUAAGACAAGUCCUUCAGAAGUUUUAUCAAGGUCUCCACAAGCUCAUGAGACCCCAAAGCCAGCAAUGCAAGUUCAGGGAAAAAGUAUAAAACAGACUAAUGAUCAAGAAAGACCAUCUGCACAGCCAGGGAAAGGUCCAUCCAUCACUCAGAAGAACGCCAUCAUUGGAAGUGCUCCACCGGGGCUGGUAAUGUCAACAACGGUGAGGGCACCAGUGACCAAGCCACAAGACCCUGUGGCAGAAACUCAACAUCCACAACUAGCAGAGUCUGCAACAAUCAGAGUCUUCCCAAAUGGGUCCAAAAAGAACGGGCGCCGUGGGGAAAUUAGGGUCACAACCCAAAGGGCAUUUCGCCGGCCACAGCUGAUUGAUGUCCCAACCAGCUUCACCUCUAUGAGAUCGACACUAGAGACUCCGAUCUGCAACAAGAACGGUGGCACGUGUGAAUUUGUUGGCACCAAUAAGACACUUCUAAAGUGGGAUGACCUUCGGCACACUCUAAGUUUUGCUUGGGAUAUGCACGUUUAUGGCACAGGUUCCCUUUUUCUUCUUUUAUCUUUAAUUGCGCUUGUCAACCUUAUCGGAUCUCCCAUCCUACAAGUGACCUACCUCCCGUAUGUUAUUGUUGCAAAUGGCCUCUUGUUUGCGAUUGGAAUCCUCAGAGGUGUAUUUUUCCUCCUGGAUCCUUACGGAACAAAAGGGAAGAUUUCGCGGCCUAUUGCUCUUGUCCUUUGCAAUGUCACCUUCCCACUUAUGAUCUCCACAUUCGCGACCUUGGUUCUUUUGGUUUUGAAGAUUGCCCGUCUACAGCUGCUGCCUCCAAAGUUUCAGAGCCUGGCAUUGCUGGCUGUUAUAGCAGUUAUCCACUUUAUUGUUCUCCUGAGCGCUGAUCUUCUAACCCAUCUCCUGAACCCUUCCGUAAACAUGGUCUUGCAGAUCCUCUCCAUCUCCUGGGGCAUAUUUCUCAUGGUGGGUAACUUUGUGGCCUAUUAUCGCCUGAGAAAAAGCAGCAAAGAUAUUGUAAAUGAAACGCAAAGAGUAUCUCCUGUUGAAGACAUAGCAGUGGUUCAAACCCAAGGACGAAGUAUAAAGUGUAUGUUUACAUCCUCCAGAGUGUUAUUAGUCAGCAGUGUUUUUGGACUCCUUUGCUGUGGCAUGCAAGUGUAUGCCAUAUUAUGGCUUUAUGGGCUACUUGGUCAGAAAAAUGAAUUUUUCUGGUCUUGGUGGUUCCUCCAGUUCUGGUACAGGAUCUUUGAAUUAGUUCUGUGUUUCUCCAUGAUAUUUGUAGCCUCACACAGCUUCUGUCUACAGUGCAGUAGCAGCGAUCACACGUGCUGGUCCAAGAUCAUCAGCUACUUUUGCACCUACAAAAAAACAGAGGCACCAGAGUAUCCGAACAACUGCUACGAUUGGACAAACGGCCUCCAGGACAAGAUGUCCAACAACAACAUAAGUAAAAGCAUCAUCAGAAACCAGGCUGAGAACGUUCCUCUUAGAAUCAUCAAAGAGAACAACGAGACAAAAGGUCCCGGUAUCGGUAACAAUAGUCGUUCUUCCUCACCUCUUUUCAGACCUAAGCCAGACGUGGUGUUUGCUGCGAAAUCUCAAAACGUAACUAUGGGUCGCUCUUACACAAGUAUUUGUUUUGAAAAAGAGUCUAUGCUGUCGCUGGCUGAUUUGGAGUUUCGACCUCCAUCGCCCAUCAAUCUGAGCAGAAGCAUCGAUGAGGCUUUGUUUAGAGAGCAUUUGGUCCGAGACAGCAUAUUUUUGGAUUCCAGUCUACAGUACCCAAGUUACUUAACAAGACAAGACUCAUGCUCUUCACUGAAAGAAUGUUCCGCCAUGAACCAAACUAUAGACCCUUUGAUUUCCGCAGACCUGAAGAUGAGAAGAUGCAGCAAUCCAGACUACCUGUACAGCUUGGCUGAUGGUAGUUCAACGACAGAGUUGGACUCCCAGAGUGAAAGUACACAGCAGAGCAAAGAGCUUCCUCGAGAUGUCACAACAGAACCUGUGGCUUCGGUUAGCUCCAUAGACAGCAUUUCCAAAGGGUCCAUCAAAAUCAGCUGGAAUCCUUGGCGCCAUGGCCUAUCUUCAGUGGAAAGUCUUCCUCUCGAAGACUCGCCUUCGUCUCAACUUCUAAAGCAAGGAUCCCAACCUAGCAUCAUGUCAAAAAGCAGCGAGCCUGAGAAAUCCUUUGGCAGGAGGUUUAUGGAAAAAAGUCAGACCACAGAUUCUAACAGCAUUGCUAGCGAGACCAUCGAACUGUGAUAUGCCGAAAAAGUGUUAACAAGCAUAGACAUGUUACAAAGAAAAAGUUUGCCAUGUUUUAAAAACUUUCAUUACUAGGGGGAUUAAUAAAAAAAAAAAAAAACAUUUGAGGAAAAACGGAUUUUGGGAAACCGACAAAGAUUAUACACAUACCAAGAACCCUCUGUUUGGUUACUAUAUAUAGUAAAUCUCUAUAAUAAGCACAUUGCCUAUCCGUGUUUAUAGGCAACAACAUUGCUUUACUUUUUUUUUAUUUACUGAUUUUUUUUUUAAGUAUUUAUUUUGAACUGUCAAGGUGGUUUUCUUCAAAGGCCAAAUACAAAGGCUUAAGCCAUUACCUAAAAGGACGACGAAAAGUAUAUUUGUUAUUUUAUCUAAAACACAAUUGUAUGGACAGGGUUUUUGUCCCUGAUGGAUGUUAACAAGUGGAAUAUCAUUAUACGGAAAUCUAAAACUUAUUAGGAAUGAUAUGUAAAAUGUGGUACUACAAGGUACGUGUCAAGCAAGCCAAGCAGAGCCAAGACAUUGGAUGUGCACCAGAGGUCUCCAUGGAAACUGUCUGAAGUCUACACUUUUGUACUGGAAUAAAAAUCCCAAUCUA